This is a messenger RNA of Torulaspora globosa, 1236 nucleotides long. It is a transcript of the gene CDC12, whose product is annotated as septin CDC12. The transcript has a single exon. Bases 1 to 1236 code for a protein of 411 amino acids. Gene Ontology annotation, molecular function: GTP binding; GTPase activity; molecular adaptor activity. NCBI's taxonomy places the organism in Eukaryota, Fungi, Ascomycota, Saccharomycetes, Saccharomycetales, Saccharomycetaceae. The record is from RefSeq and is a predicted model, not a curated record. Gene Ontology annotation, cellular component: septin complex; microtubule cytoskeleton; septin ring. Gene Ontology annotation, biological process: cytoskeleton-dependent cytokinesis.
AUGACUGUGGAGGCUGCUACGGCGGGUGCCGCUGUGGAGCACAAUGGCGCUGUACAAUCAAUUGGGAUCUCGAAUCUACCUAACCAGAGAUACAAGAUCGUGAGCGAGAGGGGCGGAUCAUUUACCAUGAUGGUGUGCGGUGAAAGUGGAGUUGGUAAGACGACAUUUAUUAAUACAUUAUUCCAGACUACUUUGAAACAUUCCGAUAACCAGCAGCGUCGUCACCAGCCCAUAAGGAGGACUGUUGAGAUCGACGUGAUUAGGGCAGUCCUCGAGGAGAAAAACUUCAGUCUGCGCGUCAACGUGAUUGACACGCCUGGAUUCGGCGACAACGUUAACAACAACAAAUCGUGGCAAUCGAUUAUCGAUUUCAUCGAUGACCAGCACGAUAGCUUUAUGCGGCAGGAACAACAGCCUUACCGCGCUGUGAAAUUUGACCUCAGGGUUCAUGCGGUGCUGUACUUCAUAAGACCUACGGGCCAUGGUUUGAAGCCACUUGAUAUUGAGACCAUGAAGCGGAUUUCCACGAGGGCGAAUUUGAUCCCCGUCAUCGCAAAAUCAGAUACUCUGACCGCGCAGGAACUGACUGCUUUCAAAUUGAGAAUUAGACAGGUUAUAGAGGCGCAGGAGAUCCGUAUUUUCACGCCACCUUUAGAAAGAGAAAGAGAGUCUGACAUCAACUCGAACCAGGACCUCGCUGCCAUGGAACAUGCAAGACAGCUGAUCGAAUCGAUGCCAUUUGCCAUCAUUGGGUCUGAGAAGAAAAUCGACAACGGCCAGGGAAAACAGGUCAUCGGCAGGAGCUACCCAUGGGGGAUCGUCGAGAUAGAGAACGACAACCACUGCGAUUUCCGCAAGCUGAGAAGUUUGCUGCUAAGGACCAAUCUACUUGACCUGAUCCUCACCACGGAGGAGCUUCAUUACGAGACGUACAGAAGAUUGAGAUUGGAAGGCAACACGCAGCCUUCCGAAGAUCCAAACAGUCAGAACUCAUCGACGAUCCCGUUGAGGGCGCCGGCAAGAAAGCUUUCCCAUAACCCCAAGUAUAAAGAAGAGGAAAAUGCUCUGAAGAAGUACUUCACAGAUCAGGUAAAGGCUGAAGAGCAAAGAUUCAGACAAUGGGAACAGAACAUCGUAAACGAAAGAGCCAGACUCAACGGUGACCUGGAAGAGAUACAAAACAAGGUCAAGAGACUAGAGGAGCAAGUGAGAAGCUUACAGCUGAAGAAACGCUAA